Oncorhynchus masou masou (cherry salmon) is the source of this 3000-nucleotide messenger RNA. RefSeq names its product C-terminal-binding protein 2-like. The transcript is spliced from 9 exons. Lineage: Eukaryota; Metazoa; Chordata; Actinopteri; Salmoniformes; Salmonidae. The record is from RefSeq and is a predicted model, not a curated record. The coding region runs from base 57 to 2966 and encodes 969 amino acids. Gene Ontology annotation, cellular component: nucleus. Gene Ontology annotation, molecular function: transcription coactivator activity; DNA-binding transcription factor binding; transcription corepressor activity. Gene Ontology annotation, biological process: regulation of transcription by RNA polymerase II.
UGCCUCCCGAACUACGCCCUCCUCCCUCAGACUUUUUACCUCAGAAGGACGACGCCAUGUUCCCCAACCAGAUCUACCAACUCUACCCAGAGAGACAUGGACAACCACUUCCACACACCCUGGUGAGGAAGAACUCAGUACCCGAGCUGAGUAGCCUCUAUCUCAGGCAAAUAAUGGCAGCCAGGGCCUCUUCUGUGGUUCCUCCGCCUUCAUCCCAACAGAAUUACUACCAGAAGGUGCUCCCACCAGCCCCGGCUAUGACUACUACCAGGAGCUUAUCUCCUCGUCAUCUUGAAGACGGCUCCUCCUUAUAUAGGGCCGGCCAGCAGCAGCAUCACCUGCUUAACGGAUCAGCGUCGCCUUAUGGGAUGUCCGGGCUCACUGGUGGACGAGGGGGGUUUAGAGCUGGUGUUUCUACUGCGUCUGCCUGGGAUCAAGGACACGCCAGGUUCGCCCCUCCCCUCCCAGCUCCUACUCCUGCCCGAGGCCCUCCCCCUCCUCCUCCUCCCUCUCCCGCUCACAACGAGCUCAGCCGGUCGUACCGGGAAGCCAAGAUGAUCCCAGACUUCCAGCACAACACUGGUGUCUGCAGGGCUCCAUCUCCUGCCUGCUACGGGGUCCAGCCCCCGCUUCCUGUUUACGCUGCGGCCCAGCCUCAGCCUCUCCCCUCUCUCUCCGCUUAUCACCCUCCCCUCUACAGUGCCAUCUACAGCCUCCCGUUGGACCCCCAGGUUGGUGUUGGACAGGCUGCCGCCGCCACCAGUCUCAUGGUGGACCCUGCUACCCAGCAGCACGGACACAUGGACGGUUCCCUCCAGCGCUACGGUGCUGUGGCAUCCCAGAGGCUUCCCUACGACCCGGGAUACGACCCCGGCUCUGCCAUGGUCCAACAACAACACCACCCUAGUGCGGCGAUGAAUAUGGAUCCCAAGAGGAUGGUGGACCCAGGGUUCCUGGCGUUCCUCAGAGCCGAGGGUCUGGCGGACAGCACCAUCAGCUUACUACUCCAGCAGGGCUUUGACUCCACCUCUAUGCUGGGGGUCAUGGAGGAUCAUGACGUCCGUUCUAUAGCCACUAAUCUGGGCCAGGCCCGAGCGCUGUCCAGCGUGGUGCUCCACUGUAAGCAGCAGCCUGGCGAGUCGGCCUUAGCCGCUCAGCAGCGCAUUAGAGGCCGCGCCAACAGCUUCGGACACACCAACAACCUCUACAUGCAAGGGAUGCAGAACAUGACCCAGGGGAUGAGCAGCAUGGCCAUGGACCCCCACACAAUGCAUCAGCAGCCCCCUACCUCCGUCCAGACCUUCAACCCCAGGAUGGGAGAGUUCCUGGGCAGGAGACCCAACAGCGCCCCAUCUCAACACCUCCUGGAGACCACCACGUACGGAGCACCCCGAGGGACAUUCCCCGUCAGCGCCGCGGGAUACAGUAACGCCGUCGCCCAGGCAAGACCGCUAUCCAUGUACAACGCCCACACCGGCAUAGCCAUGUCCGCCCUGCAGCACCAGCAGCCUACUGCCCCCAACACCCCUGGAGGAAUGGCCCCCAAAACCUUCUCUGGUUCUUACUCCCCCAUGGAGCUCAUGAAGAGAGCCCCCAACAUGCCCCCCAUGUCACCUGGGGUGGUUCAGAGCCCCCUGCACAGCCCCCAGCUGCUGAGGAAGGGGGUGGCUGAUGCAGGGGAGAGCGGUGUGGUCGUUGGAGCGUCGUCCUCCUCCCACCAGAUACAGACCCUUAACAACAACAGGACGGCAGGACGGAGAACGGGACCACCUGUCAUUGUUUCUACCAUGGCUGCCUCGUCUGAUACAAGUAUCCGGCCCCAGAUCAUGAACGGGCCGAUGCACCCUCGCCCCUUAGUGGCCCUGCUGGACGGGCGUGACUGCACCGUGGAGAUGCCCAUUCUAAAAGACCUGGCCACCGUCGCCUUCUGUGACGCGCAGUCCACCCAGGAGAUACACGAGAAGGUGUUGAACGAGGCGGUAGGGGCCAUGAUGUACCACACCAUCACUCUGACCAGAGAGGACCUAGAGAAGUUCAAGGCUCUACGCAUCAUCAUCCGCAUCGGCAGCGGCUACGACAACAUCGACAUCAAGGCAGCCGGAGAGCUGGGCGUAGCAGUGUGUAACAUCCCGUCGGCUUGCGUGGAGGAGACAGCGGACUCCACCUUGUGUCACAUCCUCAACCUGUACCGACGAAACACCUGGUUGUACCAGGCUCUCCGGGAAGGCACGCGGGUCCAGAGCGUGGAGCAGAUCAGAGAGGUGGCUUCUGGAGCGGCACGCAUCCGUGGGGAGACACUGGGCCUUAUAGGCUUCGGGCGUUCGGGUCAGGCGGUGGCUGUGCGAGCCAAGGUGUUUGGCUUCAACGUGAUCUUCUACGACCCCUACCUGCAGGACGGCUUGGAGCGUUCCCUGGGUGUCCAGCGGGUCUACACCCUACAAGACCUGCUCUACCAGUCAGACUGCGUGUCUCUGCACUGCAACUUGAAUGAACACAACCACCAUCUCAUCAACGACUUCACCAUCAAACAGAUGCGCCAGGGAGCGUUCCUGGUGAAUGCAGCGCGGGGAGGGCUGGUGGAUGAGAAGGCCCUGGCUCAGGCCCUGAAGGAGGGGAGGAUACGUGGCGCUGCCCUGGACGUGCACGAGACAGAGCCCUUCAGUUUUGCUACAGGCCCUCUGAAGGAUGCUCCCAACCUGAUCUGUACACCACACACAGCCUGGUACAGUGAACAGGCUUCUCUGGAGAUGAGAGAGGCAGCUGCCACCGAGAUACGAAGAGGCAUCAGUGGCCGCAUCCCUGACAGCCUAAGAAACUGUGUGAAUAAGGAGUUCUUUGUGACCACAGGACCAUGGGCAGUAAUGGACCAGCAAGGUGUCCACCCAGAGCUCAAUGGCACCGCCUACAGCCAAGCCAACCAAACUCUCCACGCCCUAACGACCGGGGUUCCUCAAGACAAAAUGUAGUACCUAUUGGCACUCAGGUAAAUACUGUGUGAUG